UCUCUUUCCCUGUAGAAACGUCUGAAAGCUGAUAAUGGCAAGAGGGCUAACGUUAUCCUGCAUAGCCACGGGCUUGCUGCUUGCAAUCGCAUUAUUACCAGACUUUCUGGGGGCUGGUCCAGUGGGGGAGCGUGUGAAAGGAGACGUGGGAGAUGCAGCACCAGAAGAGGCUGCCAGUUCAUCUGUCUUGAAGAAACUGGCACGGAAUAAGAGGAACGUAAACUGGUACACGCAGCUCCCAGACUUCUGGACCUGGUACAAAUUUUAUAUGAACACUGGGAAUCAAGAGGGGGUGGAGGACCUUGACCGCAUUUACCUCAAUUACCUGCAGAACAAACAUCGGGUGGAGGAGGGCAGCCCCUCCUUCAACCACUAUCUCCAUCACCUGGGGGAGAUCUACAAGAUGUGUGCCGACUCCGACGACCCAGAAUGCCUUGCUGAGCAGACCAGCAAACCCAAGGCUAAGGUUGUGAUGCCCAAGCCAGCCCCAGUGAGGGCUGUAUGUGACCCGUUCACAGAUCCCUAUUGCCUUUUUGCCAGAAUGGUGGCUGCCAAAUUUCCAAGCCCAGCCCCACCACCACCACCACCUCCAGGCCCAGUCAAAGCUCCUGCCCCCAUUCUAACUCCUCUGCUACCUCUGUCUGGUAAAGUUCCCCUGGGUUACUACUAUGCCCCAGUUCUCGAGCCCUUCCUGCCGGCCGAACAGCGGACCGAACUUCUGCGCAUCUGCGACGCUUCUGACGUUGAGUGUCUGCAGUACCACCUGCGUGCUGCGUACGGCUAUAGGCCGGCUCCGGGGCCCGCUCCCUCCUACGCGCACUUGGCCUGCGACCCAAAGACUAACCCCUACUGCAAACCCACCUUAGUGCAGAAGGCCCCAUCAGGACUCUACCACCUGUACCCGACCUGUGACCCGGACAUUGACCCCUUCUGCAAGCCGGGCGCGCCGGCUCCUGCAGCUCAAACCGCAGAGAAGUCUGACGAGGCCCCCAAGGAGCAGAACUGCAAUCCUCUCUUUGACGACAACUGCAACCCCCUCACUGCUACCAGGCUGGCUGGUAUCACCAGGCCUGUCUUAGAGUACCCCCCCAAGGAAGCACCUGCCCCAAACCUUGCCUGCGACCGUCGCUAUGACCCCUACUGCCUCAUCGGUGCCAGUGCCGCCCUGCUAAAACCACCACCUCCCCUGCCCCAGGCCCAGACCCGCACCCGUUUGGGCUUCAAGGGCAAGACAAAGGAAGGCUAUGACUGCUACCUGUUCUACGACGAGGGCUGCUUCCCGCCAGGCUCCCAGGGUGAAGGCAAAGCUCCAGAAGCCCCUGCCGCCGACGGCCCUGACUGCCACCCCUACGACCCCAGCUGCGGCAAGUUUGCCCCCCCGUCCCCAAGCGCCCUUCAGGCCAGCAGACCGGCUAAAGAUGGCGUGAUCGAGCCCCACCCCGACUGUGAUCCAGAGUACGACUAUAACUGCCGCUUACGGCGCGCCGAACCUGAGGCCGCUGCUCCCGCGGCAGAGGAGGCGCCCCAGGAGAGCCAGGCAGUGGAGGAGCCCAAGGACCAGCCCGUCCACCAGGAGGAGCUCCACCAGGAAGCUCCCGGGUUCGAUCCCUACCAGAGCGGCCAGGGGGACCCCCACGCUGCCUAUGUGGCCCAGGACCAUGCUGUCCCUCGCUUUGAAGACUUCCUUAGGGGAUAUGCCGACCAGUAUGGUAGAUACGACUCUUUUGCUGGAGGUUACAAGAAGAAAUAAGAACACCCUAAGAAAACAUUAGGAACCCAAUGUUUAAACAUGUGUUUGAUGCACACAACUCUCUCUCACACACACACACACACACACACAGAUCAAAAUGUCAACCUGGCCAGUCUCGUCUAUACCACAAUCCUGUGCUGCAAAGGCAGUAGGCCAAGGGGAGACGAGGUGUGGGGCGUCUGCAUCAGUGAAUCUGAUUCACUCAGUCACAGUACAUGAAGUUCACACCAUUACUGCCUGAUGUGUGUAGAAAAUAACCACAUAAUGAACAUUCUCAUAGGUCCUUUGGCCGAAGAGAAGACCAUGUGAAACCUGCCUGGCCUUGUGUUUUUUUAAAACACAAUGUCUGUAGUUAUGAGCCUUUGUAUUCUUGUGAUUUUU
Molecule: messenger RNA, 2131 nt
Organism: Conger conger (European conger)
Lineage: Eukaryota; Metazoa; Chordata; Actinopteri; Anguilliformes; Congridae
Exons: 4
Coding region: 35-1750 (571 amino acids)
Source: RefSeq, a predicted model, not a curated record